AUGAGUUUCAAGACUGAUUUGGAAACGAACUUUGCAGAGUGUGUUUUAAAUGCAGGAAAAGUCAUCCUUGGGGAGAAGCAAAGGAGUGAGAUGGAUCCGGACCUGCAGAAAGAACAGAAUCAAAGCAUCUUGCAUGCCAUAUGCGCUCUGCUGAAUUCUGGUGGAGGAGUGAUCAAGAUUGAGAUUGCGAACAAGGACUACGAUUACAGAAUCCACGGAGUAGGGUUGGAAUCGCUUCCAAUGUUCAAAGGCUAUCUGGACGAGCUCCACCAGGAAGACCAAAACCUCUUUUUUAUUUUUGUGAAAUCAUGGAAUGCAAAGGCCUCUGGGGUACAGCUUGCCACUUUGUCCUCCAAUUUGUACCAGAGACAUAAAACAUCUACGAAUAAGAUGACAUCUGAGGAAGCACUGGCGUUUCUCAGAGAGAAGACUCAGACAUUUAGGAAUACUUUCAGUUUAAGCCCAAAGAAAAUUCAGGAUGGUGUACAAAGCGAAGAAGACAUAAAGGCCUCCGCUGCUGCUUUAUUUGAUCGAGAUCACCUCCAGUACUUGGAAACACUCAAUUUUACUCAGUCCACUCACGUUGAGUUUAAAAUGUUCUCCGAAGAGGAAUUGCAACAUUUUGAGAAGGAUCUUUCCAGAUGUGUGUCUGCAUUUGCAAACACCGAAGGAGGGUACAUAUUUUGGGGGUGCAUAAAGAGACGCGUCAAGUUAUCGGAUGUGAAGAAGAGAAAAUAG
Messenger RNA from Pipistrellus nathusii (Nathusius's pipistrelle), 738 nucleotides. The record is from the annotation of a GenBank genome assembly. NCBI's taxonomy places the organism in Eukaryota, Metazoa, Chordata, Mammalia, Chiroptera, Vespertilionidae.